ACAUUUCUACGUAGAUGGAGACAACUGACGAGUGACAAGACUCGAGGGUGGAUAGUGGAUACUGGAUAGUUGAUUAACAAUAUUAACAUUCAACUAUUCAAGUGACAACUGACGAGUAUUCAACAAAGCAACACUUGAACGAUUAACAUUAACUCAGUAGUCAGUAGUUCAGUACUCACUACUCAGUAACCACUAGCCACUAACCAAACGACAAGCUCUGGAGGAUAAAUUUUAUUAGUGGUGUGGUGGUCUGUUCACUAUUGUCGUUUCACGAUUCGUUUAUACGUGCAUCUGAUAAAAAUACAAAAUUGAAAAUAUCACACAAUAAUAGAAAAAUGCUUGACAUUGAUGGAAAAACUCAUGAAAUGUUAAUAGACAAUUACAUUUCAAAUCUUAAAAUAAAGAAAUGGGAAAGUAAUUAUGUAAUUGCAGAAAAAACUGUUCAGCUUUUUAGGCAUUUUAUUGAUACAAUCAAUUGGUCAACGACUAUAGAAUUACUAAAUCAAUUGAGAGAAUAUGGAUUCCAAAUCACGUCAGCAUUACCACUACAAUUUAUUGUUGGUAAUAUUAUCAGACGUAUAUUAAACAUUGUUCGAGAAGAAUACACUGCUGCUCGAAAAAGCUCUGAAGAAGAAAUUGAUGUACAAGACUCAUUACAUAAAAUAGUUACAUCUGAAGAUGAUUUUGAUGACUAUAAUAGCAUUGUCCCUGAACUUAAAUUAUCAAUUUUUGAACAUUUAGAUGAAUUUCAAAUAGAGAUAGAAUCUAGUAAUGAAGAUAUUUCUAAACAAGCGCUUGAACAUAUUCAUUCUAAUGAAAUUAUUCUCACUGUUGGAAAAUCAUCUGAAGUUGAAAUGUUUUUAAAAGAAGCUGCUAAGGAUAGAAUUUUUGAAGUAUUCAUAACAGAAUGUUCUCCUUUAAAUCAUGGUAGACAAUUAGCAUUAAAUCUCUCAAAACAUAAGAUUCAGUCAACAUUAAUUCCAGACUCUACAAUGUUUGGCAUAAUGUCUAGAGUGAACAAAGUAAUUAUUGGAGUUGAUUCUGUUAUGGCUAAUGGAGGUCUUAGAACAUUCAAUGGAUGUCAUGCUGUUGCUUUAGCUGCAGCUCAUUACUCUGUUCCGGUAAUAGUUUUAGCACCAAUGUAUAAACUGAGUUCACGUUAUUUAUGUUCAUACAACCAGGAUGCAUUCAAUGAAUUUGUUUCACCAGCUGGUGUUCUGAAUUAUUCAGAUUCAGUAGUAUCAAAAGUUGAUGUUUACAAUCCUACAUAUGAUUAUGUCCCUCCAGAAAAUGUCACUCUAUUUAUUUCAAAUAAUGGUGGCCAUUCUCCUUCAUAUGUUUACAGAUUGUUAUCUGAAAUAUAUCAUCCACUUGAUUACGAUUUAUCUGUUCAAAACAAAUGAAAUAUUACUUCUCAAUGGUAUGUUAUUGUGUUAACAGUGAAUAUUGUAUGUUAAAAAAAAAAAAAAUAAUAACU
Molecule: messenger RNA, 1477 nt
Organism: Melanaphis sacchari
Lineage: Eukaryota; Metazoa; Arthropoda; Insecta; Hemiptera; Aphididae
Gene: eIF2Bbeta
Product: translation initiation factor eIF-2B subunit beta
Exons: 9
Coding region: 336-1403 (355 amino acids)
Biological process (GO): translational initiation
Cellular component (GO): eukaryotic translation initiation factor 2B complex
Molecular function (GO): translation initiation factor activity; guanyl-nucleotide exchange factor activity
Source: RefSeq, a predicted model, not a curated record